AUGGAAAUACAAGACCUAAACCCCGCUGUCCACCUACAUGCCCUCAAGGCCGGCCUCCGAUCCGGAAAGUUCAGAAAGACAAUCGCGGUCACUAAGCUGAAGACAUUAGAAGAGUUCCGAGAAAGAGCAGCUGGACAAAUGGAGAUUGAAGAACUCUGUGAGGCCAACAAAACAGAAAGAAAACCCAGAAAGGAGGAAGACAGAGUGCAAAGGUCGGUGAACAGUAAAGAACUCGGCAAACCAUUCAAGCUCACCCCAAAAUUCGACAACUACACCAGAUUUAACACAAGGAGGGAAAAGAUCAUCAAAGAAAUACUCAACGCCAAAAUCAUAAAACUGCCGGCAAGAGCUGGGAGCUAUCAAGACCAGCGAUUUAUUGACAAAAGCAAGCACUGUGCCUUCCACCAGAAGUAUGGACACACAAUCAAUGAGUGCGUGAUAGCCAAAGAUCUCUUGAAAAGAUUAGCUCAACAAGGCCUCCUAGAUAAAUACAUCGAAGGAAGAAAACACAAAGAGGGUGACAGGGACAAAGAAGAAUGCCAACAAACCUCGAAAAGCAAGGAAGCCAAUAAAUGGUCAAACAACACCCCACCUAAAGGGGUUAUAAACUGCAUAUCCGGAGGAUUCGUCGGGGGAGGCGAAACAACUUCGGCGAGAAAGCGUAGCUACCAUGGAAUGAUGGCAAUCGAAGGAACAAUACCACAUAGCAACAAAAAUGUACCCGACCUAGAAAUCACUUUCAACCAGGAGGACAUAUGCUCGGCCGCACCACACUCAGACGACCCAGUGGUAAUUUCCAUCCAAACAGGUGAGCUAUUGGUAAGAAAAGUCCUUUUGGACCCAGGUAGUAGUGUCGAUGUUCUUUUUUAUACUACUUUUCUAAAAAUGAAAAUAUCUGAAAAACUCAUACAACCCUCAUCCGGAGAACUAGUCGGAUUCUCUGGAGAAAGAGUUCCAAUCAAGGGUUACAUAUGGUUAAGAACAAUGAUGGGAAACCACCCAUUGUCAUGGAUCAUUGGCAUACAAUAUCUUAUAGUUGAUUGCCCUAGUCCUUAUAAUAUUAUCCUCGGAAGACCAGACCUGAACAUGUUUAGGGCAGUAGUUUCAACUUUUCAUCUAUGUGUCAAAUUCCAGGCACAGGACGGAAAGAUAGCGACACUCCAUUCAGAUCGCCAACAAGCUCGACAAUGCUACAAUGCAAGCCUAAAGAAGUCGGCUCCAGGAAAAGAUGUCUAA
Arachis ipaensis is the source of this 1236-nucleotide messenger RNA. RefSeq lists its product as uncharacterized. The record is from RefSeq and is a predicted model, not a curated record. NCBI's taxonomy places the organism in Eukaryota, Viridiplantae, Streptophyta, Magnoliopsida, Fabales, Fabaceae.